AUGUCGUCGGACCCAGCCGCUCCGCAGGUGCAAGAUGGCGACGACAUUAGAACCUUCAUCGAGGGGAUGCCCAAGUGCGAGCUCCACGUCCACCUGGAGGGCUGUCUCACGCCCAGCCUGGCACGACGACUCGCCGAGAGGAACAACCUUCCCCUCCCACCGUCCCUAUCGUCCCUCGACCCGUCUCAGACAGGAUACUCCUUUCACGAUCUGACGUCCUUCUUAGCCGUGUAUUACCCCAACCUCAGCGUGUUACAGACCGAGCACGACUUUCGCGACCUGGCCUUGGACUACCUGACACGUGCCCACGCGCAGAACGUCAAACAUGUCGAACUGUUCUUCGACCCGCAAGCACAUACGUCCCGAGGGGUACCAUUCCCCACUGUCAUACGAGGAUAUCGUUUGGGCUUGUUGACGGCGCAGCGCACUCUAGGCAUCUCAGCAAGCCUGAUCCUUUGCUUCUUGCGCGACCAGUCCCCUGAGUAUGCCAUGGCGACCCUGAUGGAAGCCUUACCCUACAAAGAUGCCGUCAUUGGCGUAGGUCUGGACUCGGACGAGCGGGAUAAUCCACCGUCCAAAUUUGCUGCUGUUUUCCAACGGGCCAGUAAGGAAGGAUUCCUGCUGACUGCUCAUUGCGACAUUGACCAAGCAAAUUCCAUCACUCACAUCCGUCAAUGUAUCAACGAGAUUCAAGUUGACCGUAUUGACCAUGGGACCAAUAUUGUCGAAGACGACUCGCUGGUCGACAUGAUAAUAUCCAAGAACAUCGGCUUGACAUGCUGCCCUGUGUCCAAUUCCGUUGUGACUGCUGAUUUCAAGGGACGCGAAAUCCUCACCCUCCUCCGCCGCGGUGUCAAAGUCACUAUCAAUUCUGAUGACCCGGCUUACUUCCGCGCUUAUGUCAACGAAAAUGUCGAGAAGUUGGCGCGGGAAUCGGAUGUGACACGCAAGGAACUUAUUCAGCUACAACGAAACGCAUUUGCCAUUUCAUGGAUUUCGUCCUGGCGAAGGAACCAUUUCCUCGCCCUUCUGGACGAUUACGAAGCUAAGAUGAUACAGACUCCCGCCCUGGUGAACGGUGCCGGCAAUUGA
Messenger RNA from Exophiala spinifera, 1092 nucleotides. RefSeq names its product adenosine deaminase. Gene Ontology annotation, molecular function: adenine deaminase activity. The coding region runs from base 1 to 1092 and encodes 363 amino acids. Gene Ontology annotation, biological process: adenine catabolic process; hypoxanthine salvage. The transcript is spliced from 2 exons. The record is from RefSeq and is a predicted model, not a curated record. Gene Ontology annotation, cellular component: cytosol. Lineage: Eukaryota; Fungi; Ascomycota; Eurotiomycetes; Chaetothyriales; Herpotrichiellaceae.